Molecule: messenger RNA, 1327 nt
Organism: Callithrix jacchus (white-tufted-ear marmoset)
Lineage: Eukaryota; Metazoa; Chordata; Mammalia; Primates; Cebidae
Gene: LURAP1L
Product: leucine rich adaptor protein 1 like
Biological process (GO): positive regulation of canonical NF-kappaB signal transduction
Source: RefSeq, a predicted model, not a curated record
AAUGAGGCGGUCUAGAUCAUCUUAGUGUCGGAGGAGUUGCUGCGGCCGGGGAACUGCAGCUGCGACCCCCGGCGUCCUGUGAGGAUUUCAGGGCUGACACCGCGCGGGUGGUUAUGGAGAGGACGGUGUACCGGAGCCGCGGAAGAUAGAGACCCUGGCGCCCAGAGAGGUCUGCUAAUCUCGCCGCAGCCUUCGAGGCCGUCACUGCCUCUCCUCUGCUUCGUUUUAUUACCAUUAUCGCCAUUCUCGAAAAGUCAUGGAAGACAGCCCACUGCCAGACCUCAGAGACAUCGAGCUGAAGCUGGGGCGCAAAGUACCUGAGAGCCUAGUGCGUUCUCUCCGUGGGGAGGAGCAGGUUCCCAGGGAAAGAGACAGGGACCCCUGCGGAGGGAGCGGUGGUGGCGGCAGUGGCGGUGGCGGAGGCGGCGGCGGCUGCAGUAGCAGCAGCAGCUGCUGCAGCUUCCCUCCCUCCUUGUCAUCCUCCUCUUCGUCCUCCCCAACCUCUGGCUCCCCACGAGGUAGCCACUCCAGCACCCUGGAGAAGCUAGAAACCAAGCUACACCUCCUCAGGCAAGAGAUGGUUAACCUCAGAGCCACAGAUGUCAGGCUCAUGCGCCAGUUGCUACUAAUUAAUGAGAGCAUCGAGUCCAUCAAGUGGAUCAUCGAGGAGAAAGCCACCAUCACCAGCAGAGGCAGCAGCCUCAGUGGCAGCCUGUGCAGUUUGUUGGAGAGUCAGAGCACCUCCUUACAUGGCAGCUACAACAGCCUACAUGAUGGCAGUGAUGGGCUGGAUGGCAUUUCCGUGGGAAGUUAUCUGGACACAUUGGCGGAUGAUGUCCCAGGCCACCAGACCCCUUCAGACUUGGACCAGUUCAGUGACGGCUCCCUAAUAGAGGACUCACAGGCACUACACAAGCGUCCCAAGUUGGAUUCUGAAUACUACUGUUUUGGCUAGUGACACAGUUUUUUGCAUGGGACUGGUGUGCAAUUAACCUAUAUUUAUCCUUCUUCUCCGCUGCUAUAUUUUUGGUGUGAUUUUUAUUUUAAUAAGAUGACCUUUUUAAAAGAAGCUGAUUUUGAAACUGCUUAAUGGUAUUUCUGUUGCUCCUAAUACUUCUCAUCUGAACUGAUUUAUUUUUCUCUGUUACAUCUCUAUUUUUUAUUUAUUACAAUGAUUUUCUCCCUUCUUUUAGAGUGGCACAAACAAAGUAGGGGGAAGAGAAUAAGCAAUAAUUAUGUUUUCAUUUUUGUUUUCAGAGCAAUGGGUCAGGGAUUAAAAGGAAACCUUUGCUAAAUUUUACAAUAAACCAAAGUCUGAUAACAGUAA